AUGGCUUCAAUUUCAGCCGCCGCUGCGGCCGCAACUGCCUCUUCAAGACUUUCAUACGCUUACACCCAGUCUUCUUCAUCUGGUCCCUCCCUUACACCCAGUUCUUCAAAAUCCACAAAAAUUGUGUUUUCCUCUUCAUUUACCCCUUCUUUAUCUACCCUUUCUGUCCAUCCCGCCGCCGCUGCCGCCGCCACCCACCGGUCUCACCGAAGAUUUACAGUCAGGGCCGCUAGGGGAAAAUUCGAGCGGAAGAAACCCCAUGUCAAUAUUGGAACAAUUGGCCACGUCGACCAUGGAAAGACCACUCUUACUGCUGCUCUGACUAUGGCCUUGGCCUCACUUGGAGGCUCCGCCCCUAAAAAGUACGACGAAAUUGAUGCCGCCCCAGAAGAACGCGCCCGUGGUAUUACCAUUAAUACUGCUACUGUGGAAUACGAGACUGAGAACCGCCACUAUGCCCAUGUGGAUUGUCCUGGACAUGCUGAUUAUGUUAAGAACAUGAUUACCGGUGCUGCACAAAUGGAUGGUGCUAUUUUGGUGGUGUCAGGGGCAGAUGGGCCUAUGCCCCAGACGAAAGAGCACAUUCUGCUUGCUAAACAAGUUGGGGUGCCGAAUAUGGUGGUUUUCUUGAACAAACAAGACCAGGUUGAUGAUGAAGAGCUGCUUCAAUUAGUUGAACUUGAGGUAAGGGAAUUGUUGUCUUCAUAUGAAUUUCCUGGUGAUGAUAUUCCAAUUGUUUCGGGCUCUGCUUUACUAGCUUUAGAGGCAUUAAUGGCGAAUCCAGGGAUUAAAAGGGGUGAAAACGAAUGGGUUGAUAAGAUUUACGAAUUGAUGGAUGCCGUUGAUGAUUAUAUUCCUAUUCCUCAAAGGCAGACUGAUUUGCCGUUCUUGAUGGCUAUUGAGGAUGUUUUUACUAUCACAGGUAGAGGAACUGUAGCUACCGGGAGGGUAGAGAGAGGAAAAAUUAGGAUUGGUGAGACUGUGGAUAUUGUCGGAUUGAGAGAGACUAGGAAUACUACUGUGACUGGCGUUGAGAUGUUUCAAAAGACUUUGGACGAGGCGAUGGCUGGGGACAAUGUCGGUUUGUUGUUGAGAGGUAUUCAGAAGGUAGAUAUUCAGAGGGGGAUGGUUUUGUCUAAACCUGGGACUAUAACUCCACACACAAAGUUUACAGCCAUUGUAUAUGUGUUGAAGAAGGAGGAGGGUGGAAGGCAUUCCCCCUUUUUUGCGGGGUACAGACCACAGUUUUACAUGAGGACUACUGAUGUGACAGGGAGGGUGUCCACGAUCAUGAAUGACAAGGAUGAAGAAUCGAAGAUGGUGAUGCCUGGCGACCGAGUGAAGAUGGUGGUCGAGCUUAUUAUGCCAGUUGCUUGUGAGCAAGGGAUGAGGUUUGCUAUCCGAGAGGGAGGAAAGACAGUCGGUGCUGGUGUCAUUCAGGAGAUUGUUGAGUGA
Molecule: messenger RNA, 1455 nt
Organism: Fraxinus pennsylvanica
Lineage: Eukaryota; Viridiplantae; Streptophyta; Magnoliopsida; Lamiales; Oleaceae
Source: the annotation of a GenBank genome assembly